Messenger RNA from Nematocida major, 1503 nucleotides. RefSeq lists its product as uncharacterized. Bases 1 to 1503 code for a protein of 500 amino acids. The transcript has a single exon. NCBI's taxonomy places the organism in Eukaryota, Fungi, Microsporidia. The record is from RefSeq and is a predicted model, not a curated record.
AUGAUUGAGAGCAUUGCACUAAGAAAGUUCGCUGUCUCGUAUUUUCUGGUACACCCUACCAAGCCACUGUGUAAUCUGGUCAAUAGAAUAACAACCACGAUACGGAACAGGUUUUUUAAAGGAGAGAUCGUGUUUCUCAAGAGCAAGGAGCUGACUGGCCGGAUUGUGGAAACAACAAAGACGGGGUACAUUGUGGAAAUAUAUGACGACAGCCCAUCGCCGCAAAAAGAGGAGGUCAAGGCAGAGAAUCUUCUGCGGAAAGACAGCGCCACGAAGAACGAAGUGCUUGGGUUUAUACUGAGCGUGACGCGGGACACUCCGCUUGGCCGGAUUGUAGCAAACAACAUAAUACAGGAGUUGGGUGUCUUCAAGGGGCAGAAGCCCUUGAAGAGCAUGGACAAGCAGGGAAGCAUGUACAAGGCAGACGAGCCUUUUGUCCAGCCGGAGAAAAAAGAAGUCUGCCAGGCCCCCGACCCGCUUGCAGAGGAGAAGGAGCGGGCGCUUGAGGAGCUUGAGGAAAAAAGAGUGGAGGACAUAUCGAAGGAAAUAUUAAAAAUACCUGCAGAGAAGUGGCAGUCUCCAAUAAACACGUACGAGGCAAACCGGAGAAUACUCUCUGUGUACGCGUCCCUCAGCGCAUUCUCAGAUUUCCUUAAGGUGAAAGCGUUUACGCUCGACGACUUCGUUGGCGCUCUGUUUUGUCCCGAGAAAACCACGCGCAUUCUGGUGGAGGUGUACUCCAAGCUGCUGAAGGCGAUUUCGCAUGAGAGAAGGAAGACGGGAAAGGAGGGCCUUAGAGACAUGAUCCAGGUUGCUUCGAACAUAACGUAUGACAACCCAGCCCUGCCGGCGCUGGGAAAUAUGAUGGAGGUUAGCGAAAUGAAAGAGGACACGGGCUUUACUCGGGUCCAGUGGUUUGCCGGAGACGCAACGUCGAAGACGCUGCAGUCGUACAUGAAAAGCUUUGUCUACGACGUGCUGACUGUAUACAGUAUAAAAGUUGGCACAAACGAGUUCAUGCCAGGCUGCGAAAAAGUCCAAAGCCCAGAGUCGCUUGCAAUAGACAGACUUCUGAUGCUGUCUUUUCUUAUGGAGACAGUUGUGCUGGGGAUGCGGUUUAGAGGAUACUAUGACACCGCUGUCAACGAGUACAAGGACAAGGAGAAGGAAAGAGUGCCUGUGGCACACGAGCUGAAGAGGCUGCAUGGGGAGGCGCUGGUGACGGAAAGCGCGCAGGACAUGAAGACUGUGAUCGAAAAAACAGAAAAAACGCUCAAGGGAUACAACAAUGCAUGCAAGCCUGAGAUAAUAAGGAGCAAAAUAUACAAAUACGCAGACAUAACGUUUUUGUACAUCGGGGGGCGUCUGUUUUACGAGCACAAAAAGGCUUUCUACAUGAUUGACGAGGCGAAUUGGAGCGGGUUUAUAGCUUUGUUUAAUCCAGACAAGAGAAAAGACGGCGGACUGGUUGAGAAUGUCAAAAAGUUUCUUCGGGUUAUAUAA